Aspergillus uvarum CBS 121591 is the source of this 1128-nucleotide messenger RNA. RefSeq lists its product as uncharacterized. The record is from RefSeq and is a predicted model, not a curated record. Lineage: Eukaryota; Fungi; Ascomycota; Eurotiomycetes; Eurotiales; Aspergillaceae. The coding region runs from base 298 to 915 and encodes 205 amino acids. The transcript has 2 exons.
AAAAACAACCAUACCAAGCCCAAAAGCAGCUACAGAAAUAGCCCAAAAUUUACACAACACGGCCCCUAAUACCUUACCCGUACUUUGUUUUUGCUAACAAAUCCAACCAGGGGUCGAGUAGUGGAAUGGGAAACCCCGCACGAAACAAACCUCCCCAAAAUAAACACCCCCAACCAAACUACCCGGUGACACCCUUCCGUACCUCCCGAUGAUAUCAAACUCACGCCCACCCCCCAAAAAACUCACACGACCCUCCAUCCCUCCAUCAAAAACAAAAAACUGAGACAAUUUCUCAAGAUGGCAUUCCCAUUGGCCAUGGCCACGGACGCCAACUCAACCAACCCUCACCCCCAUCCCCUCGAUACUCCCGACGAUCAUCUCUUCUAUCUAUGCUGGCGCCGUCAGUCAUGUGACUACUGUCUACAGGGUGAUCUCCCCUGUGGCUGGUGCGCGAUCUCCUCAGCUUGCGUGCCCAAUCCCUCCAGGGUGCCGAUUCUGGCCCCCUUCGGCUCGUCGGAGAUCUGUCCGCUGGGGUCCAAGGAGCGGUGGGAACUAAGGGCGCUGCCGUUCGGGUGCCAUGUUAGCACGGUUACGUUCCUCACGGGCGUCGGGGGUGUGCUGGGGACGAUGGCGGCGUUUGGGCUGGUGGUGUUUCUGGCGUGGGCUGGAAGGCGGGUGGUUGGGUGGUUGGCGGAGAGGAAGUCUUGUGUUGGGCGUGGUGGUGGUGAUGUCGGUGGUGAUGAGGCUCAGAGUGCUUCAUGGGGUAGUGCUAUGGGGGUCUCGAGACGGCGGUUGGGAUUCUCCUGGGCGAGGAGGGGUGGUGGUUGGGCUGGUCCGGGGGAUGAGGAGGAUGAGUUGCGGGGUGGUGGUGGUGGUAAUGAUGAGAGGAGACCUUUGCUUGGAGGGUUGGGUUGAGUCUCUGCUUUUUUCCGGGGUAGGGUCUAUAUAUAAGCUGGUCUGGGCAUUAAUGUAUCCGUGCUAUCUUGACUAUCUUUGAUGUAUCUUAUGGAUUAUGAGGUUUGACGCCGUUAUCUAUUCAGACAGACUGUUAUAUUCACAUUUGUGAAGCUACUCAAACUGUGUGCAUGAUUGCAUGGAUAGCUACGGAUGGGAGCCGGCACCUUUCUA